UCCAUACUUGCCCCUAACUUAUAUUCCUUCCACGGUUCCACCCCCUGUUGCGUUAUUUGCCCCCAUCUCCGAACAAAAGCCGUCACUAAGAAAAGAGAAGGGUUUCCUCUCUCGUCUCUCAGCUCUUUUUUAACUCUCGUUGAUCAAUCAUGGCUGCCAGGAGCAAUGCUGAUGUUCGUCCUCACGUCUCUGCUAACACAACUCCCCUGCAGAUCAACAAAGAGGUUAGGACCGACUCCAAACUCACCCCUUGCAGGAGCCACAUAGGCAGGACCGGUACUGGGUCUAUAUCGUGGUUUAAGUAUGGGCACUAGGUCGGCCGAUCUGGAUAUGGAGAAGGAGCAUUUUAAUGAAAUUCAAGGAUCGGAUAAUCUUAUCCCCCUUUCACCACAGUGGCUUUUUCCAAAGCCUGGGGAGAGUAAGCCUGGAAUAGUGACUGGGGAAUCCAAUUUCAGCCCAUGUCUGGGUCAUGCCACUCGUGCAUUUUCGUCAAAAUCAUCAGGAUAUGGUGAGGAAAUUCAAGGCAAUGAGAAGAAAAUGGGCUUUUUUCAACCAAGUUUACUUGAUACAGAAUCUGGUCGCCGGGACAGUUGGCGUGAUGAAGAACGAGACACCAAUUUCUCUAUCCGCAGAGAUUGUUGGAGGGAGGGAGAUAAAGAGCUUGGUGAUGCACGCAAGAUGGACCGGUGGAUGGAAAACCCCUCUAAUAGACACACUGGGGAAGCACGUCGUGUCCCAUCUGAGAGGUGGACUGAUUCUAAGGAAAGCAGUUAUGAGCAACGCCGUGACAGCAAAUGGAACACACGUUGGGGGCCAGAAGAUAAGGAGUCAGAAAGUAGGCGAGAGAAGUGGCUAGAUUCUAGCAGAGAUGGUGAAGUGCCUCGCGAUAAAGGAUUAUCUCAUCUGAACAAUCAUGGAAAAGAGGAUAAGGAGGGAGACUAUUAUCGACCAUGGCGAUCUAACUCCUCCCAAUACCGAGGAAGGGGAGAGCCUCAUCACCAAAAUGUCGCACCUAACAAGCAAACUUUUACAUCUGGUCACAGUAGGGGACGAGGAGAAAAUGCACCUCCAACAUUCUCUGUUGGUUGUGGUAGGGUCAGUUAUGGUGGAAGUGCUGUGAAUAGAACUUCUUCUCAUUCUGUAGGUACUGUUUCAGACAAGGGUGAAAGUGAUCAUGGGGAGCCUUCCCCUCUAAGUUAUAGUCGGACGGAAUUGCUUGAUAUAUACAGGACAACUGAUUUGAGUUUCUAUGGAAAGCCAUUAGAUGUAGAAGGAUCUUCUCUUAUGAAGGAAGAACCAUUAGAACCCCUGGCACUUUCUGUGCCUACCCUGGAGGAAUUGGUCAUCCUAAAGGGAAUCGACAAGGGCGAUAUAGUGAGUAGUGGUAGUCCUCAGGUUUCUCAAGAAGGUUCUGUAGGACGGAAUUCAACUGAUUUGGUGCAAACAAGACGAACAAAACUCGGUAGUCGAGAAGAUUUACCGUCUUCCAUUGAUGACUUUAAGUACGAAAGCUCUGAAAAUUUAAAAGCUUUUAGAGAAGAUGUUGCUGCCAAUAAAAAAAUUGAUGAGGUGGCAGUUGACAGGGAAAUGAAUGUACGUGGAAAUCCAUCUGCCCAUUUAGGCACCCCAGGGAGAUCUCAUUCACUUGGAGAGCGCUCACAUUUACCAUUGCAUGAUUGGAGAGAUUUUCCAACUGAAGUGAGGCCGGUAACUUCUAGAAUGGGAUGGUCAUAUUCACUGAAGGAGCGGGAUGCAGAACUGGAUAAUAAUAAAGCAAUUCCACCUUCUUACUACAAGGAUGAGACUCAUUGGCAAGUUGGUGAAGUUGUCCACUCACAUAUUGGCCGCGACUCCGUUAUUAAAAGGCAAUCAUCUGAAGUUCUUGUCAGGGAACUUGAAACUCGAAAGUUUCUGAUGCAGCCUGCUCCUGAGGAGUUAUCCCUGUAUUAUAAAGAUCCACAAGGUGAAAUUCAAGGCCCUUUUUCUGGAAGUGACCUCAUUGGGUGGCUUGAAGCUGGAUAUUUUAGUACAGACUUGCAAGUCCGCCUUGCAAGUGCUUCACCUGAGACACCUUUCUCAUUGCUUGAGGAUGUUAUGCCACACUUACGAGCAAAAGCAAGGCCUCCACCAGGAUUCGGUGCAUCGAAACAGAAUGAAACUGCAGAUACAUUAAGUAGGCCGAAGUUCAGCAACAUUGGAAAGGUUCCUGCUGCCUCCAGCGAGAUUGAUAUCGUAAAAAAUGAACUACGGAGUGGACAUGAGUCUGUGAAGACUGAAUCUGAGAACAGGUUUUUGGAGUCACUAAUGUCCAGUAGUAUGAGCAGUCCCCCACUGGAGAAGUUUUCUUUCCCAGAAGGUCUGCAAGGUUAUACUGGAAAUAACUCUGGUGGAAUACCCCCAGUGGGAUUAGAUAGUGGCGGUGACUUAAAUUACCUCCUGGCACAAAGAAUAUCACUGGAGGGCCAGAGAUCUCUUUCCAAACCUCAUCCAUAUUGGCCUGGGCAGGAUACGGCAUCCAUGGUUCCUAAGGCAGAGCUUGUACCCGACUCUUCUAGUCACUCAAAACUCCUACCUUCAAUGGUAGAUGGUCAUCCUCAGAUUCCUCAUCGUCAGAAUGUGGACUUGAUGUCUAUCCUGCAAGGUGGUGCAUCUGACAAGUCUUCUUCUGUUAAUGGAGUUACCAGUUGGUCAAAUUUUCCCGUCCAGAGCGGGUUGGAUAACCGGCAAGAUAAGAUUGAUAAGCAUCAUAAUCAACCUUACCCUGUCCAAGCUGCAUAUGGGAUGCAACAACAGAGGAUACAACAACAGAAUCUGCCAUCUUUAUCAAAUAUAAUCGCUCAAAACAUAGAUCAUCCUAAUGGCAUCAUAACCCCAGAAAAGCUACUCUCGUCUGGUCUCUCUCAAGAUCCACAGAUGCUAAGUAUAUUGCAACAGCAGUACCUAUUGACCCAACUUCAAUUGCAUCCACAGGCACCUGUUCCCACACAACUAUCACUGCUAGAUAAACUCUUAUUGCUUAAGCAGCAACAAAAACAGGAGCAGCAGCAACAGCUAUUGCGACAACAACACUUGCUUUCACAGGUUCUGUCCGAGCAUCAGUCUCAUCAGCCAUCUUAUGGACAUCUACCGGCUGCUGCUGCUGCUGCUGCUGUGGACCAUCAUGGGCUUCAUCCUCAUGAUGUGUUUCAGAAUAAGUCAUGGAUGCCAGUUUCUAAUCUGCAAGAUGGUCAUGCAGCUAACUUUUCUACUUUGUCCUCGCAACUUUCACAGGAUAGUGCUCACGGUGUCAGUACUGAAUCCUCUCUACAUUUACCACAUCAAUUUUUAGAGAAUCCCACCAACCCAAAGGGUUGGGGUGUUACUAUUUCGGAACAGAUUGAUCACACUAAGCAGAAAGAUUCACUAUUGGUGCCAACUGUGGUAGAUAGCUUGCCCUCAGCAGAAGUAGUGGAAAAUUCUUCACUUCAGCCUCCUACAUUAGAAGAACAUUUGCUUAUUUCUGAUAGUUGUGCUGCUGUAGUUCAAGCUCAGACAUCAGACAGUAUUCUCAGAAAUGGUAAAGCUGUUGUAGAUCUUACCCUGGAAGCUAUUUUGACCUCUAUACCUGUAGCAUCUCCAGAAGUCCUUUCUACUGCUCCAUCUUCAGGGACCGACAAGGAUGAAAUAUCCAUUUCUGAACAAGUCAAUCUUGAGGAGCCUCAAGUUCAAAAUGAGCAAUGUAAAAUUGAGUGCCCCAUGGUAAAAGAAGGUAAAAAUGCUGAAGCACGUGAGCUAAAGAAGGCGUCAGAGAAGAAGUCCAGAAAGCAAAAAUCUUUGAAGGCGCAAUCCUCUUUGGACCAGUCAAAGGGAAUAUCUAAAGCAUCUCCUCCACAUAUGUUGAAGCAAUCUGAAACUCUGGGGGUAGAGACAAAAUCUGAGACACGCAUGGAUGUGGGAGAAACAAUUCAUGGCACAUCACAGGUGACAACAGUAGAUGGAGGAUCUGGGGUAUCUACUGUGGAAACACUGGCUUCUCAACUUGCUAAAAAUGCCUCGUCUAGUAGAAUCUCUAAUACUGAAGUCUCAACUGUAGAAGGCAAGGCUGAACCAAGAGAGGUCGAAUCUGUUCCACUGCAUAACACACAGGCACAUUCAGGACUGAGAGCUUGGAAACCUGCUCCUGGUCUCAAAACCAAGUCCCUUCUGGAAAUUCAACAGGAAGAACAGUGGAAGGCGCAAAUGAAGAUGACUAUUUCUCAGAAUGCCAUAUCCGUUAACUCCAUGAGCUCCUCAACCCCUUGGGCUGGGGUUGUUGUGAAUGCAGACCCUAAGACUGUUAGAGAUAAUCACAAAGAUUCAGUUAGUGCACAAAUUAUCACGGGAAAAGAUGAAAGUUCUGUCAAGCCAAUGAGCAAAAUAAGCCAGUUACAUGAUCUAUUGGCAGAAGAAGUUUUGGCAAAGUCUGGUGAAAAAACUAUAAAGGUUACUGACAAUAGCUCUAAUCUGUUGCCACUACCAGUCAGUUCCCAAGCAGAUCUGAUUGUUGAAGUAGAUGAUUUUAUUGAAGGUAAAGACACUAAAAAGAGCCGCAAAAAGUCUGCAAAGAGUAAGGGUAUGGCUGCAAAGGCUUCAACACCCGUUGCUUCUGCUGAUGUGCCGAUUGCAUCAAGUCCUAUUGAUAAAGCAAAAAGUUCUCACCAGCUACAGAAAAAGGAUGUGUUACUUGCACCACCAUCGGGCCCUUCCUUUGGAGAUUUUGUGAUCUGGAAGGGGGAGGAUGCAAAUCCUUUACCUGCUCUGGCAUGGUCUGCUGACUCGAGUAAGUUAACUAAGCCAACAUCACUAAGGGACAUCCAAAAGGAACAGGAGAAAAAGGUUUCUUCAGUACAGAACCAAACUCAAAUACCAACUCCCCUGAAAGCGCAGUCGAACCGCAACACUCGUGGAAGUGGUUCUACACGGGCAGUUUCUGGGUCAUCUCCUUCUAAGGCUGCAUCUCCAAUUCAAGUCAAUUCCUUUGCUCAGGUUCAUUCGAAAUCUAAGGUAGAGGAUGAUUUGUUCUGGGGCCCUCUGGAUCAAUCAAAGCAAGAAGCCAAACAGUCAGAUUUUCCAUCUCUUGCAAAGCAGAGCAGUUGGGGAUCCAAAGCCACAGCUGUAAAAGGAACUGUAGCAGGAUCCACAAGUCGGCAGAAGUCCACGGGAAGCAGAUCAGAUGAUUAUUAUGUCUCUUCUGCUGGUUCUCAGUCCUCCCUGAGAGGAAAGCAAGACACCAUAAUCAAGCAGUCAGAGGCCAUGGACUUCAGAGAUUGGUGUGAAAGUGAAUCAGUGAGGCUUACUGGGACAAAGGAUACAAGUUUCCUCGAAUUUUGUCUUAAGCAAUCAACAUCAGAGGCUGAGACGCUUCUGGUAGAGAAUCUUGGUUCAUUUGAUCCUGAUCAUGAGUUCAUUGACAAGUUUCUCAACUACAAGGAGCUGUUGUCAGCUGAUGUUAUUGAUAUUGCCUUCCAAUCUCGGAACCACCGAAGGGUGGAUGGGUUUGGUGCUGGAGAUCUAAAUACGAAGAGUGUAGGUGAUGGAGAAUUUGACUCAGACAUGGCAGCGGGUCCUGAUGGGUCCUCCACUAGGACAGGAGGCAAGAAGAAAGGGAAGAAAGGGAAGAGGGUGAGUCCAUCAGUUCUGGGGUUCAACAUUGUUAGCAACCGCAUCAUGAUGGGUGAGAUUCAAACAGCGGAGGAUUAGGAUGGUUUGGUAAAGUUGUAAAUACAUUUGUCUCAAGGACCCUUUGUAAAUGUUGUUUUAGGAUUUUCUUAACCCAACCCAACCCACCCAACCCCUCCUUCCUUUCUUUUUAUUUAUAGAGCAACACGAGUGUAGCUCAAGCGAUUUUGUGGAACAAUAUUUAAACGGUAAAGAGCCUUUCUGAUUUGUUUA
Messenger RNA from Macadamia integrifolia, 5910 nucleotides. Its product is annotated as protein ESSENTIAL FOR POTEXVIRUS ACCUMULATION 1-like. The transcript has 12 exons. The record is from RefSeq and is a predicted model, not a curated record. Lineage: Eukaryota; Viridiplantae; Streptophyta; Magnoliopsida; Proteales; Proteaceae. Bases 304 to 5718 code for a protein of 1804 amino acids. Gene Ontology annotation, molecular function: protein binding.